Trichophyton rubrum CBS 118892 is the source of this 2286-nucleotide messenger RNA. RefSeq lists its product as uncharacterized. The coding region runs from base 1 to 2286 and encodes 761 amino acids. The record is from RefSeq and is a predicted model, not a curated record. NCBI's taxonomy places the organism in Eukaryota, Fungi, Ascomycota, Eurotiomycetes, Onygenales, Arthrodermataceae. The transcript has 2 exons.
AUGCCUGCGUCGAAAUUAGAAUGUUGUUGUGGGAGGGGGGAUUGUGCGUAUCUUGAGCAUAAUUCAGCUGCUCUGGCUGAGUUGGAACGGGAUGUGGAAACUGCUGCACGGCUUGGUCAGGCCCUACUUGACCGUCAUGAAUCCUACAAAGUCGAAGCUGAGAGCACUCGGGACCGGAUGACCGCGGAGAUGGAGAAACUGCAAACGAGCAAGAAAGAGACCGAAGCCGAAAAUGCACGGAUCGUGGAAGAGAACCGUGGCCUGCUCGACCAGCUAGAAAAGUUGAACCAGCUGCUGAUAGAGUCGGAUGCGCAGGUUAGAACCUUGACCACUACAUUGCAGAGUACCCAGUUGGAAGUCAGACGAUUAUCAUCUUCUACCAAACGUGUUGAGCAGUUGGAGGAGCAACUACUUCAGCUCGAGAACGAGCAGGCCAAACUGGAGGAUACUCUCAUCCUGACCCAAGAAAGCGAGAGUGUGGCAAUCCAAAGAUGGAGGAAAGCCGAGUGUGCGCUCGGGGAUCUGCAUGAUCAAGUAGAUCGGAUAGAAAGGGAAGCUCGAAAAGAGCGUGAGCGGCAUGUCGAGCUUAUCGGGAGGCUAGAAAGGAGACGGAUGGUUGAAAGAGAACUUGAUACGGCUGCCGGCCGGAUCAAAGGUGCCGCAGCUACUGCAUCGCUAUCGCGGAACGGAACCGGGACGAAUGUGGUCUCUCAUUUUGUACGGGAUAUAUUGAAGGACAAUGCAAGUCUCCAACAAUGUGUUACCGAGCUGAAGGAGAUGCUUCAUAAUUCAAAUGAGGAUGUCAAAUAUCUACGCGAGCAACUUCUACUGCACCAGCCUCUUGACCCCGUCCCGAGUGAAGAGCAUACAUACGGCAACCUUGUUCCCCUCAGCGAGGAACUUGAGGAAGACAAGAUACCGGAUCAAAUGCCACAGGAAAUUCAUAUUCACCAUCAUUUCCACCAUCCAAUUCCAACGCCAUCGAGAAAGGAAAAAUCUAUCCCCAUACUUCGGCGUCAACGGAAAAGACGUCCCGUCUUACCCCCAACUCUUCACGAAAAUCCCUCUCGGGCUAUCCCAGUGUCACAGGCAUUGCACAGGCCUACCAACUCAGCAUCAUCCGUUGCUAGCGCAUUUUCCCAGGCUUCAUCUUCACUACCAGGAGCGGGGUCUGCCCUCUCCUCGAUACCUAGCUCACCGCUUUCCGGGUAUAGAUCGUCGUCUAUCUUUGACCGCCACGAUUCGGGUUUUGAAUCAUCGCGUCCCACUAGUCCAGAGAGCGUAAUAUUUUCGCCUCCGCGGUACAACAAACAGAGUCAUCGUCCGAGACUUUCAGAUGCCUCCUUCCGCUCUAUUAUUGAAACUGAUGAGCUUGAUAAUGGUGGAUCGUCUCUGCCCUCAGUUGAAGGGCUAGCUGACCCACGGCAUGACAACGAUGAGCAUCAACCGCUCGAGGGCAGAGGAGCAGAAAACGUUAUUGUCGAGGAAGCACAUAACCCACAACAAGAGCAUGACAGCGAAGGCAUUAGCUCAUCGAAAUGCAAUGGUUUAUCUAGUGGCCCUGAUGAUGAAUUGACGCGCGACCUGAACUCGUCUGUCCAGCCGCUAGGUGAUGCUCUGGAAUUCCAUACCAGUACCCCGAUUCAAUCACCCAGAAUUUCUCAUCAACUUCAUCGUUCUAAUUCCCAUGAGAGUCUUUUGUCUGUUUCUGGCAUGGAUUUGCAUACGACAAGCAAACAUCCCGCCUUAGCCUUACGAGGAAACCCAAGUUUCUUCCCAAAACCUCCAAAGCGUGUCUCGAAUACGAGCAUCAUGUUACCAUCUCCCUCGCCAAUAAUAUCGAAGACGAAUGCGAUUGUACCCAAAGCAUCUUUGACCGGGGAGCAAACUUCAGUUUCCUUACUUUCUUCCGUGGUAUCCUCCAAUACGAGAGGGACUUUCCGUGCUGUAUCCGACAGCGCUUCCCAAAUCCACAGCGAUGCCGCUUCCACCAUUUCAGCAUCGUCAGAGUCUAACGUACCCUCAAAGGCCGGGUCAUCUGCUCGAACUAUUGGCAUUAGAAAGCGCAUGGGCAGCUGGGUCAGAGAAAAGUGGUCCACAAACACAGUGGAUGAACCAGGCAGCACCGCUUCUUCACUGACGAUAGGGUCCUUGGUGCCAAGACCGCCAGGUGUUAACCAGAGCGGCCCUAUACUUGGCCUACGCCCUCCUCCGCCCGCGCCAGUGUCACUUCAUCCAAAAAACCUCAAUCACGACCUGCUACAAGAAUCCUUACUCGAGGAGUAA